GGGCUAGCCCUGCUCUUCCUGGAUACCGAGGCGCGCGGUGGCAGCGUACAUCCGCGGCGAGACAGCCGGGGUCAGCGGCGCGAGGGCUGGGGCCUCGGGCUCGGAGCCCAGCUGUACGUGCGACGCCCGGACCGGCCCUGCCUCUGGACGCCCCGCCCCCGAGGACGCCCCCACCUUCUCGGUCCCUGGCUCCAGCGAUCGCCUGAGAAUCAUACGCCCCCGCCCUCCUGGGGCCUCCAGCCUGUUGGAACAACUCAGUUUGCUCCUUGUUCCUCGGCUGCUGAGGACUUAGAGUCUUUGUGCCCCCCCCCCCCCCCCGAGCUGUCGGGGGCUCUCUGUAGGCCCCCAGGGAGUGGCCCUACCCUACUGCUUCCCCACCCCAGCUAGCUCCUGGUGAGGCCUGUCUAGGAGCUUUCGGGGAAGCCCUUCCUGCACCCCAGGGACAUGGAGGAGUUCCGGCGCGCCUACAGCCGGCUGUGCAAGGAGAGUGGGGCCGAGCCCCAGGAGACUGUUCUGCAGCAACUGCACCAGCUGGCACAGGGCCGGCUGGACCUGGCCACACAGAGCCUGACAGUGGACACCUGCAGGGCUCUGGGCAAGCUGCUGCCGAAGGAGACACUGCUGACGGAGCUCGUCCUGAGUGACUGCAUGCUGAGUGAGGAAGGGGCCACGCUGCUGCUGCAGGGGCUGUGUGUCAACACCGUCGUGCGGUUUCUGGAUCUCAAGGGCAAUAACCUUCGAGCCGCAGGGGCCGAGGCACUGGCAAAACUCCUCCGACAGAACAAGUCCAUUCAGAGCCUCACCCUGGAAUGGAACAACCUGGGCACGUGGGAAGAAGCCUUCUCGGCCUUCUGUGGGGCCUUGUCGGCCAAUGGUGCCCUGCGGCAGCUGGACCUCCGCAACAACCAGAUCACCCACAAGGGCGCCGAGGAGCUGGCUCUGGCCCUGAAGAGCAAUGCCAGCCUCCAGCAGCUGGACCUGCGCUGGAAUCACAUCGGCCUCCUGGGGGGCCGCGCCCUGGUGAACUGUCUCCCCAGCAACAGAACCCUGUGGAAACUGGAGUUGGCUGGGAAUAACAUCCCCGGCGACAUCCUCAGAGCUGUGGAGCAAGCCAUGGACCACAACCAGGACCGGCAGACCGCCUUCCGGGAGAGCCAGGCCCGAGCCCACGUGCUCAGCAAGGAGGUGCGGCACCUCCGGGAAGAGAAGUCCAAGCAGUUUCUGGACUUGAUGGAGACGAUUGACAGGCAGAGAGAAGAGAUGGCCCGGAGCAGCAAGGCAUCAGCAGCACGAGUGGGGCAGCUUCAGGAAGCCCUGAACGAGAGGCACUCCAUCAUCAACGCCCUCAAAGCCAAGCUGCAGAUGGCUGAGGCCGCCCUGGCUCUGUCGGAGCAGAAGGCCCAGGACCUGGGGGAGCUCCUGGCCACCACAGAGCAGGAACAGCGGAGCCUGGUGCAGAGGCAGGCAAAGGAGCACAGGCUGGAGCAGCAGGAAGCUGCAGAGCGGGAGUCUAAGCUCCUCAGAGACUUGUCUGCUGCCAACGAAAAGAACCUGCUUUUGCGAAACCAGGUGGACGAGUUGGAGCGGAAGGUGAAAUCUCAGCAGGAGCAGCUAUUCCUGACCAGGCAGGAGCUGACCAACACGACAGCCGAGCUGAAGAUGCGGGCUGUCCAGGCUGAAGAACGCCUGGAACUGGAGAAGAAGAGGUCCCGUCAGAACUUGGAGGAUGCAGAACAGCUGCGCUUCAAGGAGGUGGAGCACAUGACUCGCCACCUGGAGGACAGCGAGAGGGCCAUGCAGGAGAGGGUGCAGAGGCUAGAGGCUACACGAAUGUCCCUGGAGGAGGAGCUGAGCCGGGCAAAGGCUGCGGCACUCAGUGAGCGCAGCCAAGCCGAGGAGGAGCUCAUCAAGGCCAAGAAUCAAGUCCGUCUGGAGGAGCAGCAGCGCCUGGCUCACCUGGAGGAGAAGCUGCGGCUGCUGGCGCGGGCACGGGAUGAGGCUCAGAGUGCCUGCCUGCAGCAGAAGCAGACGGUGGCUGAUGCCCAGACACGGGCCAGCCAGCUUGGCCUGCAGGUGGAGGGCCUGAGGCGGCGCCUGGAGGAGCUGCAGCAGGAGCUGAGCAGCAAGGACCAAGAAAAGGUGGCUGAGGUGACAAGGGUGCGGCUGGAGCUGCAAGAGCAGAACGGCCGCCUGCAGGCCGAGCUGACGGCCCAGGAAGCGCUGAAGGAGAAGGUAGCGGCCCUAGAACGCCAGCUGAAAGUGAUCUCAAGUGACCACCGGGAGGCACUGCUGGACCGGGAUAGUGAGAACGCCUCUCUCCGUGAGAAGCUUCGCCUUAAGGAGGCCGAGAUUGCCCGGAUCCGGGAUGAGGAGGCCCAAAGGGCCAGCUUCCUGCAAAAUGCUGUCCUGGCUUAUGUGCAGGGGUCCCCCCUGAGGACCUUGAGCCCCCAAAAGUGA
Molecule: messenger RNA, 2457 nt
Organism: Hippopotamus amphibius kiboko
Lineage: Eukaryota; Metazoa; Chordata; Mammalia; Artiodactyla; Hippopotamidae
Gene: LRRC45
Product: leucine rich repeat containing 45
Exons: 17
Coding region: 445-2457 (670 amino acids)
Cellular component (GO): centrosome
Molecular function (GO): protein binding
Source: RefSeq, a predicted model, not a curated record